Molecule: messenger RNA, 1249 nt
Organism: Ascoidea rubescens DSM 1968
Lineage: Eukaryota; Fungi; Ascomycota; Saccharomycetes; Ascoideales; Ascoideaceae
Gene: MTF1
Product: RNA polymerase specificity factor
Exons: 1
Coding region: 46-1092 (348 amino acids)
Biological process (GO): transcription initiation at mitochondrial promoter
Cellular component (GO): mitochondrial matrix; mitochondrial DNA-directed RNA polymerase complex
Molecular function (GO): mitochondrial transcription factor activity
Source: RefSeq, a predicted model, not a curated record
UGAUAACAAGAAUAAAGACUAUUGAAGAUUUGAGUAGAUGAAGACAUGUCGUUAUUGAAGACCGGACUAGCAGCGUUCAAGCCUAUAAGAGUUGACGCGUAUCCCUCCUUGAAAUGGAAGAACAUUUCGGGAUUCAAUUGUGCAAAGGAUCAAUCAGUUAUUGAUGAUUUAUUACAAGAGAAAUUGUCAUUUUUAAAGGAUUCGUAUCCUAAUCGUCCCGAGAGAAUGAGCGUAUUGGAUAUGUAUUCUGGGUGUCCAAUAUAUUCGUCGGCGCUAUUUAAUUUUUUGACGCCCCAGAAAUAUGUUAUAAUGUCAACCCAAAAGAACAUAUUGAAGAAUAUUGAUAAAAUAGCUCUAGAUCGAAGAUCUCAGGGAUUGGCAACAUACGAAACAUAUUCAGCAGAUCCAUAUAGUUGGGCAUCUUUUAUUGCAUUGACAAAUUUGGAUAAGGCUUUAACCAUUGAGAAACAAGAUUACAGUAAGGUUCAUGAUUCAUUUUUGAUUACGGGAAAUCUUACGUUGAAGACGAUUGAAGCAUUAUUGUUUCAAUGGGCAUUUUGCAUGGCGAACAAGAAUUGGUUGCAACGAUAUGGGGAUGUUCGAAUGAUGUUUUGGAUUCCAUUUAAGCUUUUGAAUAAAGUGAUACCCAAACCUGGGAAUCUGCGAAGGAUGUCUAUGAUUUUUGAAACGUUUACAAAUUUAAAGGUGAUUGCCUCAUCUACGAAAUUUGAUGGCGAGGAUCUGGACGCAGAUUAUUAUCAGUUGGAUCUUAAAGAUUUUACUCGAGAUGAGGAUAUAGCAUUGAUUGAGAUAACCCGAAAGGACUUUGAUUUUGAUAUUGAGAUCUGGGAGUUUUUAACCAAGAAGAUUUUCUCAACGCCCAGCGCCACAGUUCGAACCAAUGCUGGAUUUAUUUAUCCUGGAGCUAUAGAGUGGUUUGAAAGUAAGGAUGAUAUAAAAGGAUUUUUGAAUAAACCAUCUAAAGAGUUGACAAAGGAUGAGAUUGUGAAGUUGGUCAAUGCGGUGAGUGUUUGGCCAUUUAAGCCUGAUAUAUAUAUGGAUUUCCAUCAUGAAAGCGCCGAUAAUAAUUAAGAAAACGGGAAAGUGAGAGCGAAAAUGAAACUGAAACUGAAAGUGCAAGGAAAUUGAUUAUAAGAUUGUAUAUAAAGUAUAUAAGUUAAUUAAAUCGAUGGUUGAUUAUUAGCGACAGUACUAGUAGUAGUAGUAAUAGUACUAGUAGUAGUAGUGG